Gigantopelta aegis is the source of this 3715-nucleotide messenger RNA. Its product is annotated as tektin-3-like. The record is from RefSeq and is a predicted model, not a curated record. Gene Ontology annotation, cellular component: microtubule cytoskeleton; nucleus. Gene Ontology annotation, biological process: cilium assembly; cilium movement involved in cell motility. The transcript is spliced from 12 exons. The coding region runs from base 274 to 1719 and encodes 481 amino acids. Lineage: Eukaryota; Metazoa; Mollusca; Gastropoda; Neomphalida; Peltospiridae.
GUGUUUGGUUGCUACAAAGAACGUAAGCUCUGUUGCACUUGAACGAACGCAGGCCAUUUAACCAGACAAGGUUUCAAUUAUCGGGUGUGGAGGAUUUUGUUCGCCGGAACUGGAAGUGAGAGUGCGAGCGCGUGACCAGUUGCUUAGAUACGGUUGUCCCGGGUGUACUGGUACUACAGGCGACAUAACCAUUUUACUUGAGUAUAAAACUGCAAACAUUAUUGACGUUUGGUAUAUGUUCUAAUUCUAUCAACUUAACAAAACGUGGCCACAAUGAGUCGACCGGCGUCGAGACAGUUACACUCCGCAGGAGGAGGCCUAGCAUAUUACGACUCGCCUGCCAUUGUGCGCACGCGCAGUUGUACCCCGAUGACGCCUGAGAUGUCGAAGAUUCUCCCGUACGUGACGGACAAGACGAUAUCGAAACACCUCGGCUCGUACGGCGGAUACAUGGACCUGGGACACGCCAACUCCUACUUCAACCCGGCCACGAGGACCGUGUACUCGCGCUACUCGCUAAACGACUGGAGCACGUCCAACAGCCUCAACUUCAACCUUUCCGAUAAAGAGCGAUCUUACGCCGAACGGCUCCGAGCGGACGCGUGGCGCGCUGUCAAGGAGACGGACGCGAGGACACGUAACAGGCAGCAUGACGUCACGAAACGACUGGGCGAGCGAGUCUAUGACAUCACGUUCUGGAAGAGCGAGCUUAACGGUGAAAUUAACUCCAUGGCCACGGAAAUAGACAAUCUCAAGGAGUACAAGCGGUCGUUGGAGAAAGCGCUCGCCGACACGGCCAACCCGCUACACAUCAGCGAGGAGUGUCUGCUGCACCGGGAGAAACGACAGGGCAUUGACCUCGUCAACGACGACGUCGAACGAUCGCUGUGCAGGGAAGUUGGUGUCAUCAAGAAAUGUCAGGCUAAAAUGAAGAAAGUUCUCGACAAGGCUUACAUCCAGCUGAAGAUGAACCGCGCGGCCCAGCACGCGCUGGAGAUUGACGCCAAGGACAAGCACCACGCCCAGGGCCUUGACGACCGCAUGCAGCAGAUGAGGAACGGCUCCGGGGGCAUCGGUUAUCACCCCGGCAUUGAGACCAUCGACAACACAGUUACAAUUCCGGUCUCGUGGGCUCGCUACACCCAGGAGAACAUCGCCAGAUCCCAGAAGGAGAGAGCUUCGUCCGAGCGUCUGCGUGGCGAGAUCGACAGCUGCCUGCGCUCAUGCGCAAACGAGAUGUGGAACAACUUCAACUCUGUGAACAACUCGUUCAACACGAGAAUCCGCGAGACUACCGACACACGAAACAAGUUGCAGUCGCACUUACAGAGGACUCUGCAAGAGAUCUUUGACAUGGAGAAGAACGUCGACUUGCUGCGAAAGGCGAUCCAGGACAAGGAGAGGCCCAUGAAGGUGGCGCAGACUCGCCUGGACGAGAGGACUCGCCGCAUCAACGUCGAGCUGUGCAACGACCCCGUCAUGAAGUCGCUGCAGAGAGAGGUGAACGAGAUCCGUGAGUCUGUGAGGAUCCUCAAGGAGCGACUCAAGAGCUCCGAGCUCAGCCUGGCCAGACUGAUGAAGACCAAGUCCACCCUGGAGCACGACAUCGCCGUCAAGGACAACACCAUCAGGAUCGACUCGCAGUGGUGCAUGGGCAUGCGCAAGGGAUUCCCAAUGGAUCCCAAAGUGGGUCCCAUCUUCCAGAUGCCCACCUGCUAGAGGGUGGCCGCCAUUCUCUGGAAUUUGAAACAUUUAUAAUCUCAUUAUCUUGUCGCUCUGUUUUUAGUAACCAGAUUACCGUAUGAUCCUAAACUGUUUGCCCAUAUACAAAAGAAAAAAAGAAGAAGAAGAAUCAGUCUCGGGGGGGGGAAAAGUGAUGGAUUACGGAAUUUGAAGAUUACUCGGCAAAGAUUACAUAAAUUAUAUGUAUAUUAUUUAUAAAUAUAUAUAUAUAUAUAUAUGUAUUUGUUAAAACCAAUCUGCUUUUUUUUUGUACAAAGAUUAUGUGUAACCUUUCCUCCCCAGGCUUUUCUGGAAGGCAGAUUUAAGAUUUAUAUAUAUUUUGUUUUUUUUUGUAGAAAUAUCACGGUAGUCUAAAUCUCUCUUUAUAUAUAGUUAAUUUUUUGUAGUAGUAGUAUAGUUUAUUACAAUGUGGAUGCUUCUAUUUAUUAGAAAUUUUGUGUGAAAGAAUUAGAAACAUCGUUUUGUCUUUUAAUAAAAUCUUUACUCACCAGUCUUCAUAUUGGACUAAAACUCUAUCAAAUUGUGAUUGGACGAUCUUGCCUUUUCAAUAACAAACAGUAAACUAUAGCAAACUAUUUUUUUGGGGAUGGUUUUAUUGUUAGAACAUUUGUUUAUGCUCUUUUAUAAAUCUUUACUCGCCAUCCCUCAUAAUAUUAUUAGACUAAAACUAUUUUAAACUGAGAAUGGACAAUCUUGCCAAUUCAAUAACAAGCAGUAUUACAACAAACUAUUUUGUAGUGUUUUCUUCCUGGUGCUGUGCAACUUAUAUAAUCUUUAAAAAAAAAAACCCCAACCCAUAUGUAUGUUAUUCACAUUUUAAAAAAUCAUUUUACACUCGCGUGCUGUGAUAUAUGUGUACAGUAUUAUGUGGACGGUAUAGCUUUAAGCGUUUAUUUUCGAAUCACUCACGUUUCCUUUAAUACCUAGCGUUGUUAGAUUGAUAAUGGCGGUAUCUGCCACAACUAGACUGGUACCUAACGCUGUUAAGACUGGUUACUUACCGUUGUUAGACUGGUACCGAUCUGUUUUCGUGUAAUCCACUUAAAAGACCAUAAUUUCUUUUAGGGACAAAUAGCGUUUUCGUUUUAAACGUGCAACUAAUAAAAUUCGACCAUCAGUCGUAACAUAGCUAGAUAUUAGAGGAAAUACCGACCACGUUUUGAAAUUUGUUUCGAAUUCUCUUUUUCCCAAAGAUUUGUUGCAAUACGCCGGAAUCUUGUCACAAUAUAUUAUAUCGUAUAACUAUAAUUUGCUCUACAUUCCAUUUUCAUAGUAACUAUGUUUGUUUUUCAGUUGUGUGUAUUCUCAUUUUCAUUGUUUGGCAAACAAAUAUUUAUAAAUAUAUACACAUAUAUUUUAAUUUCCGGCGUUUGCGGCGUGUUUUCGCCAAAUGAGCCUUUUUCUUUAAGACCAUUCAGUAUUAUUAGGAUCCGUUUGCGUUAGAUGUCGUGUGUUGAAUGUAUGUGGAAACUGGUUUGAUUUGUUCUUGUAUUUAAAAAUAUUUAUAACAGCAUGUUUCAUUAAAAUCUAUAAUAUCCGUAAAUAAGAAAAAAAAGUCGAACUUGAAUUUGAAAUUGAUUUUCCUUUUAAAGACACAGACCCUAGUUUCAGCCAGUGAAAAUUGACACUAAGUUUUAUUAAUCAACAAACAUCUGGAUAAAAUGAUAUUAAAGUGAAACUAAAGUAUGUGAUGUUUGAAUGGGGACAUACAAUCUAAUAAGUGAAAAUCUGUUAUAUUUGAACUUAAGGUAAGUAUAUGCAACAAUGCUAUCAGAAAACAGCCAUAUUUUAACUUAAGAAACUGAUAAAAAGACAAUUACUAGUAGUAAGUAUAAAAUAAAACAUCUCCAACAAUUUAAAAUAAACAUGCACCAACAAAAUACUUUGUACAUGUGUGCGUUGUUUUGUUUUUACUUACAAUGCAUUUAUGUUGCUACAGUAGGAUUUCGCACAAUAAAGGUUUUUUUGUUCA